Molecule: messenger RNA, 921 nt
Organism: Caenorhabditis briggsae
Lineage: Eukaryota; Metazoa; Nematoda; Chromadorea; Rhabditida; Rhabditidae
Exons: 2
Coding region: 1-921 (306 amino acids)
Source: RefSeq, a predicted model, not a curated record
AUGAACUUCAAUCAAUCUCAGUUAUUUGAAUCUCCGCGCAAUAUAAUUGUCUUAGGAAACACAGGAAGUGCUGGAAGGGGUUUUGACUAUAUCUUUUUAAUCUGUGCUACAAAAACGGAAACAGAAGAAAAUGAUUCAUGUAAUAUAGUUUUCAAAAACCAUCGCAUAGUAAUUGAUGAUAAAUAUCCAGUGGAUGAGAUGAUAAACAAUUUCAAAACAUGGGGCGAAGAAAACGUAAAAAAGAGUAAGCUAGACGGCAAACCCAUUCCUAAAGUAUUAAUUUUAUAUGAUGAUGUUUCUAAAUUCUUAAAAAAUAAGAUGAAAGGAUUUGGGGAUAUCAGUAGACAUUUUAAUAUGUGGAAUAUGUUUUUGGUUCAUAGAACAACAUAUCUUGAUGCUGAUACUAGAGGAUCAUGUAGAGUUUGGAUUUUCUUAUCUACAACCGAUCAAAACAUAGAUUCAUUUGUAUCCAAGUAUGUCGAUAAUAAUAAUUUCGAUGAAUGUGUGUUAAUAUAUGAUACAACAGCACAUGGUAGUAAAAAUGAACAGAUUUCUUAUUUAAGAAAAUCUGACAUAAAAUUGAAUUAUAAUUCUGAUAUUGUUUUAAACAAAACAUCGGGAAUUGAUAAAGAAAUGGCUGCUAACUUUUUCUAUAAUCCUGAAGCCAUCGACACUACUGGAUUUAAUGAAGAAGAUUUUGCAAGAUGGAAAUUAUUUCUAGCACGCUUCAAAGCACUUAAUCUUAAAAUUAAACUAAAAGAUCUUCUUCAACGACCUGAUGAGAAAUCUUCGAUUCCAAUAGAACGGAAGACAUUAAUAGAACGCGAAAAACCAUUUGAUAGUCGGAUGAAUUUCAUAAGACCUAAUGUGAAUUUUCGAUUCCAGAAGAAGAAGCUUCAACUUCUAGUGAAGAAAAAAUAA